AUGCUAAAAGGGCUGAAAGAGGUUAGAAAAAGAUUUAGAAGUCUGGAGGCGAGACUGGAGAGGUGGCAGACGGGAGAAGAGGACUUGGAUCCAGACGAGGAAGAAAAGAGGGGAAGAAAGGUAUGGAGAAGCGGCCAGGGAGAAAGAAGAGGAAGCAGAGGAGAAGAAAAAGACGGUCGGAUGGAGACAAGCGGAGAAGAGGCUGAAAAGGGAACAAGGAGCAAAGAAAGUCGGGGUAGAGAGGGAGCGGAGUGGAGGGACGAUGGAGACUGGUGGGGGGGAGGAAGCAGAGACAAGGAGGAGAAGAAAAGGAUGGAAGAGAGAGCGGAGAGGGUGGAAGAGGUAGAAGAAGUUAUGGGGCAGAGGAGUAUGAAUGUACAGAUAAACGGCUUGCUAGUGAAAGAGAAGAACGGUCAAGCAGAUGGAAGAGAGAGGAGCCGAGGAGAUCAGAGAAGGAGAAAGAGAGACAAGGAGAGGAGUUUAAGAAGAGCAGGAGAGAAGAGAAGCAGGAAAGAAGGAGAGACGGCGAAAAAGCAUGAGGGGAAAGAGACGAAGAGGCGGAGAGAGCAGAGGAAGACAGGAGAAAGAGGAGAGGAGGAGAGGCCCCUUGAUGAAAAACGGAAAGAGGAAAUCAAGGAGGAGAGUGGAAAAAGGAGAGCAGAGAUGAAGAGAGAGGAAUGGAAGAAGGACAAUGAAGAAAGGGCAAAAGAGAGGAGAGAGUGGGAUUAG
Messenger RNA from Monomorium pharaonis (pharaoh ant), 729 nucleotides. Its product is annotated as vicilin-like seed storage protein At2g18540. The transcript is spliced from 3 exons. The coding region runs from base 1 to 729 and encodes 242 amino acids. The record is from RefSeq and is a predicted model, not a curated record. Lineage: Eukaryota; Metazoa; Arthropoda; Insecta; Hymenoptera; Formicidae.